UUUGGAGUGAACCUGGUUGCGGGGAUGUAGCUGUCUAUGUUGGCCACAUUAGAUUUAAUAUAUAAAGGAAUAUCUUUAAAUAUAUGACUUGUUUGUAUCGCUGAGAAAGGAGAGAAAGUAUUAUGGAUUAUUGUGGGCUGUUAUAAAUUCAUAAAACUUGAAAUAGGAUUAUCAUUUACUUCAAAAUCCCCGAUAGCCCAGCCAUGAAUUCCUUACCACCUAUACGAGAAGACAGGAUCAUCAAUGAACUCCCACCGUAUUUCACACGAGAUGCUGCGGUCCACACCGAAGAGGACUUUAAUGUUGAUGUGCAAAACGCAUGUCAGAGUUCAGACUCACUGAGAUUCACCGUUGCCAAGGUCAUAGUUGUGGGUGAUGUGGCUGUGGGAAAAACAAGUUUGAUCAACAGGUUUUGCAGGGACAGGUAUGAGAAAGGCUACAAAGCCACAAUCGGAGUGGACUUUGAGAUGGAGAGGUUUGAAAUCCUGGGAGUGCCAUUUAGUCUGCAGCUGUGGGAUACUGCAGGCCAGGAGAGGUUCAAAUGUGUUGCUUCCACCUACUACAGAGGAGCUCAAGCCAUCAUAGUGGUGUUUGACUUGAACAACUAUUAUUCCCUGGACAAUGCAAGGCAGUGGCUUGAUGAUGCCAUGAUAGACAACGAUCCUUCCAGUGUGCUGCUUUUUCUCAUAGGGACAAAGAAAGACCUGAGUCAUCCGGACGUGUUCGCUCAAACGGAGCAAGAAGCUAUUAAAUUAUCAAAGGAGAUAAGAGCUGAGUACUGGGCCGUGUCCGCUCUGUCAGGAGAAAAUUUGAGGGAAUUCUUUCUUCGGGUUGCAUCGCUGACCUUUGAGGCACGAGUGUUAGCUGAACUGGAGAGGAACUAUAAUAAACAAGUGGACGGUAUUAUAAAAAUCACAGAUCAUGAUGAUGACAAAUCUCAAAGGAGGAAGCAUGCAAACUGCUGUAGCUAAAUGAACUGAGAAACAGGGCCCAUGUGUAUACAUGAAAAGCUCAGGCCAGAGACACAAAUCAGCUGUGUGACUACAGAUUGCUGCAUUGAACACAAUCACCAUUUCGACCAGAGCAUGUGACCUUACUGAGCUGCAAAACCUGAAGCUGCAGACUACGAGCAGAGUUUUAGGCAUUGUUAGGCACUGUUUUGCUGAGUUUUGCGACACUGCUGUACAGAGACAGAAUCUAUAUUUGAAAGAUCAUGAUAAUUAUAUAUGAGAUUUGAUACAGGUAAUUUGUGCAACUGAUUUGUUCCCUAUCUGGAGGAGCAGCGACAUUUAUAUACAUUGUUUUUUUUUUUUUUUUAUAAAAAGCUAAACCAAAAACACAAAUUCCAGUAAUCAGAAUAUUGUGAAGGCAGACUUGUAUGUGCAUAAAGGCAUUGGAUAUCACAUUAUCAGCCCUCGGUGGGUUUUGCACUGCAGAUUUGAAUUCAAGUCUUUGUUUUCUUCACUGCAUCAUGUGCUUCAUGGGCUAAUAUGAGGCACAUGCUCGUAUCCGUGACCAGAGAUGGCAUAUCACUGGAUUCCCAGCAUGAACAAAAUGGAAGGAUUAUUUCUAAGGGAAUGGAAUUACACAAGACAAGAAUGUUCAAUCAGCAUAUAACAAAUAUUCUUUGAAUUUCAUUAUAAUUGUGAUGUGUAUGAGAUGUUACACUGAAAUGUUAUGCAGUUUUGUAGUCCACAGACGUUUAUACAUGCCUAUAGUGUUGGUCUUUGCAAUGAUUUGAUCCCAUGUUCUACAGGGGUGACUGAGUAAAACAUUACAGAAAUGUUGUCACCUGUAGUAGCAAUAAAAAUAUUAAACUCA
Molecule: messenger RNA, 1821 nt
Organism: Silurus meridionalis
Lineage: Eukaryota; Metazoa; Chordata; Actinopteri; Siluriformes; Siluridae
Gene: rab34b
Product: RAB34, member RAS oncogene family b
Exons: 11
Coding region: 204-971 (255 amino acids)
Biological process (GO): phagosome-lysosome fusion; endocytosis
Molecular function (GO): GTP binding; GTPase activity
Source: RefSeq, a predicted model, not a curated record